GCCAUUUUAUCAGAAGUUUGUGGGGUGAAAAACAAUCGGAUGAGCUCGUGUGUGCGUUUUCUUUGUUUUUAUUACUUUACAUUAUUCACAUUAAUCGAGAUCAGUAAAUCGUCCGGUACAGCCGAUGAACGGCUGCUUAAUAAACGAACAAUUGGCGGGAACCGGCGUGCGACGUAACCUGCCAUUCAUUACGCGAGCGUGCGCACGGUUAGCAAGUAGCCUAGUUUAGCUAAUGGCACCUCGCGUUAUCGGACAAUAGUCACUUGCAAACAACAGAUAAAACAUACUAGUAACCGAACAAUUUGUGGUCAAGCCAAGCUCGUGUUUACUUUGGAUUGAAUCAGAUAGUCGAAAAGUAACUGUUAAUUGUAUUGUAGCCGAAUUAGCUGUUAGCCUAGCUCGCGCGUGUACAGUUUAAUCAUGACGGAGUGUUACAUUCGCGUGGCGGAGGAUGAAAAUGAGGAACCAAUGGAGAUCCCGUCAGAGGAGGAUGGCACUGUGUUGCUUUCCACGGUCGCCGCACAGUUUCCCGGUGCAUGUGGCCUUCGGUACCGAAGCCCGGUGUCUCAGUGUAUGAGAGGAGUCCGACUAGUGGAGGGGAUUCUGCACGCCCCAGAGGCAGACUGGGGCAACCUGGUAUACGUGGUCAACUAUCCAAAAGAUAACAAGAGGAAGAUGGAUGAAAUGGAUGCCGCUUCUGCUGUGAAGAUCAAGAGAGGUGUGCAGAAAACAUCAGACCUGAUCGUUCUGGGUUUGCCAUGGAAAACAUCCGAGCAAGAUCUUAAAGAUUACUUCAGUACCUUUGGCGAGGUUAUCAUGGUGCAGGUGAAGAGAGAUGCCAAAACAGGAAAUUCCAAAGGAUUUGGCUUUGUAAGAUUUACAGACUAUGAAACGCAAGUAAAAGUCAUGACCCAGCGGCAUAUGAUCGAUGGAAGAUGGUGUGACUGCAAACUCCCUAAUUCAAAGUAUUUCCUGGAACAGGCUGGGCCAGAUGAGCCUAUGAGAAGCCGGAAAGUGUUUGUGGGCCGCUGCACUGAGGACAUGAGCGCCGAUGAGCUCAGACAGUUCUUUAUGCAGUACGGCGAAGUCACAGAUGUAUUCAUCCCCAAACCUUUCCGAGCUUUUGCCUUCGUUACCUUUGCCGAUGAUCAGGUUACCCAGUCCUUGUGUGGUGAGGACCUGAUCAUUAAAGGAACCAGCGUGCACAUCUCCAACGCUGAGCCAAAGCACAAUAAUAGUAGGCAAAUGAUGGAUCGUGGGCGGUUUGCGGGGUAUGGGGGGCAGGGCUUUGGCAGUAAUCGCAGUCCUAACAGCAAUGUGAAUUUUGGGACCCUUAGCCUGAAUCCGGCCAUGAUGGCAGCCGCUCAGGCGGCCCUCCAGAAUAGCUGGGGAAUGAUGGGAAUGCUGGCGGGUCAACAGAAUCAGACAGCCGCCCCUGGCACAAACCCUAGUGCGCAGAACAGUGGUAGUAGAGAUCAGAAUCCGAGUUACAACGCAAGCAGCAAUAACUACAACGCCAGCAGCUCAGCUGGUCUCGGGUGGGGGGCGGGCACCAAUUCGGGCUCGAGCGGUGGGUUCAACUCCGGUUUUGGAUCUAGUAUGGAGACAAAGUCAAGCUGGGGAAUGUAGAGAGAGAUUUGAGUUGGGUAUCACCAAUAUCUAGAUAAUAUGGUAAGUAUUUUGAGAUCAGAAAGUUUAGUCGGAUAUUAUGUCCCGAAAAUAUUUGCCUUUGAUUUUUUUUGUAAAACUGAAUGUUCGUAUAUAUGUAACGAUUGGUCUUAAAUUUGUUUAGAGUGGUUGAAAUUGUUAGAAGUGAUGAAAACACUAUGAUAUUUUUUUCCUCAUGGAUAUAAUUUAUUUUGUGUUAAGCAUUAUUUCAAAAUGCCCACAUAUCUGAAACACGCAUGAGCAUCUCGUACCAUUUCAGUGCCCUCUCACAUACAUGUAAAGAUGCUCCAGUUGAAAAGAAAUUUGAGUUGUGUUCUCUGCCGUUUUUUUCCUCAAAGUUUUUGAUGGUCAAGCCUUCAUAAAUCUCUUCUACAGUUCAUCACCUCUUUUCCAAUUUCCCGGGAAGAAGCCCCUCGUUGGCCGCAAUGUUCGAGCAAUCACAGUAUCAGUUCCCCUCCUCCCAUGUGUAAAUGCUUUGCCAUCAAAGAGCACAGCGUCACUCUGCAUAUACUGUGUUUGACGGUGGGUGUCGUUUUUUUCCUCCCCUUUUUCAUGGAUGAAAUCUGUCCGCUUUUUGAGAGCUGAGUGAGAUGGUGAUGGAUUGUUGGUGGGCCCAGAAUGAGAGACUGAAUGAGCGAACAGGCUGAGAGAGAGAGAGAGAGAACUUGGAACUGCGAGACUGUGAGAACUUGGACCUGUGUGUACGAGUGUGAACGGAGGCAACGAGUGUUUUCUGUAGGAUCAUCACGAGGACAUUCAUUUACAUUCUUCCGUCCCUCCUGUUCUGUCUCUCUUCCAACUUUUCUCAUAUUUAGAGGUGCAUAAAAAAUAACCCCAAAAUAUCUACGUAGUGGAAUGUUUAAGUGAUCUAAGUAUUUGUGUUCUUGCUAUAUAAUUUGAUGUGAAUGCUGUGUAUGGUGUGUGUUGUUUCUUGCUGUUAUUCAACUUGUACGUGUGAAGGUGAUGUGAUGCUGUCUGUGGGCGGGGCUCUGGGAGUGGGUGGUGAAUGAGGGCGAGCGUGAGCUCUGAGUGGCUUAACUGGGGUGGUGUAUUGAUGAUGAAUGCCUACAGAAGAGGUUGCUUUUGUUACGUGUUUCGAAUGCUUUUUAUAUGUUUUGUGAAUCAAAGGGAACUGAAAUAAAACAAAUGAUUUGACUAGUUAUUUGAUAGUGGCUUAUUUGCUUUAAGAUAUUAAUGGAAUUGCAAACGCUUAUUUAAUUCGCAU
Triplophysa rosa is the source of this 2893-nucleotide messenger RNA. RefSeq names its product TAR DNA binding protein a (gene tardbpa). Gene Ontology annotation, cellular component: nucleoplasm. The record is from RefSeq and is a predicted model, not a curated record. The transcript is spliced from 5 exons. Gene Ontology annotation, biological process: regulation of gene expression. The coding region runs from base 421 to 1629 and encodes 402 amino acids. Gene Ontology annotation, molecular function: RNA binding. NCBI's taxonomy places the organism in Eukaryota, Metazoa, Chordata, Actinopteri, Cypriniformes, Nemacheilidae.